AUGGCAAUCAAGGAAAGCGAACUGCAGCAACGCAUUGAUAACGAAAAGGAAUUGCGAAAAGCAAUAGCCGAUGAAUUAAAUAUUCAUGUUCGUGUUGUUGAAAAAAAAUCUUUACUGAAUAGUAUAGUGAACAAUAUACGUUAUGCUGAAAGUGGUAUUGAAAGCUCUGAUUUGUCAGAACUUGGACGUAAAAGAAGAGAGCUAACUCUGGAAGUUACAAGAUUAUGCUUAUACUAUGAGGCAGACGACAAUACAGAUGCAAGUCAAUUUGACGUGAUGUAUCGUUUAAAAGGAUUGUUCAGAAGUAUAGAAUACCCAAAAACAUAUACAAUAGAAACAAAAGUUGAAGGUAUAGACAAACAUUGCUGUGUAACUGAUUGUCAGCACGGUGUUGUGACAUUCAAGUGGAUGAUGAUAGCUUAUGUUUAGUCAAUAAACAUUAUUAAUAUUGUAAAAUGUAUUCACUUGCUUCUUAGAGAUAACUUAUUAA
Messenger RNA from Adelges cooleyi (spruce gall adelgid), 490 nucleotides. RefSeq lists its product as uncharacterized. NCBI's taxonomy places the organism in Eukaryota, Metazoa, Arthropoda, Insecta, Hemiptera, Adelgidae. The transcript has 6 exons. The record is from RefSeq and is a predicted model, not a curated record. Bases 1 to 429 code for a protein of 142 amino acids.